Molecule: messenger RNA, 1236 nt
Organism: Aureobasidium musti
Lineage: Eukaryota; Fungi; Ascomycota; Dothideomycetes; Dothideales; Saccotheciaceae
Source: the annotation of a GenBank genome assembly
AUGUCGCACAUCUUGACCAUCAACAACAAGUCUUCGCACAAUCAAGAAUUCGAGGUGCAUGGCUGGAACAACAAUCAUAACAUCUCUGUACCAGCACGUUCUAGCACCAAUAUCAACGCACCAGAUGGAUCGUCUGGAGCCAUCAUUGCUCUUCACGACGGCCACGAAGGAGAACAAGCCGAAAUAACAAAGAAAGGAUAUGGCGGCAACGACUUUNUCGACGUUAGCAACAUCACUGACGCCGGCGGCAACAUGACAGUCAUGCAGAAGAACGACCCUGGCACUAUCAAAGGCUACCCCGAGUUCAUGCAGGCAUUGAACCAAGCAUAUGCCCACGCCGACCAGAAGACCAAGGAUAACAUAAGAAGAUCGAUACAUCUGGAUCAUACCGAAAGAAUUGUUCGGAUGGAUCCUACUAAGGAUAACCCUCAUAUGGAGGCCUUCGUCCAUACUUUUGAUACCCUCUCGUAUGUUGGACAGGGUUCAUGGAGCGGAAAAGUCGGAAAUGCUAUCGACAAUGCUCAGUCGANNUCAGCCCAUGGAAGCAAAGAUAUUCUGAUCACUUAUAGUGAUGGAGACGCAAGGCCUAUCAGAAGGAACCUGGAAGAACAUGCAACGCCAGCAGUUCAUCCGAAUGUCCAUCCAGCGGUGCACAACGGCACGUCCUCACCUGACCAUGAUGAUGGCAAAGCACCUGGUAUUUUUUUGAGCAACAAGUCUGCAGUCGAUGAGACCUACUUUCUCUUUGACAACUAUUGGAACGGCAAUGGCACAGCAGGUGCCAAUUUCGAUCAUCCUUCCAAGUCGGUACACGUACCAGCCGGCCAUACAAUAUUCGUCAGUUUGCCAUCCUCGUUCAAAGGCCGAGUCCAAAGAGGAAAGUUAAUCCCUGCCACUUGGGUAGAGUUUCAGAUAGAAGCAAGAAACGACCACAAAGCCCACGGCGACGUCAGUGUCGAGCAGGGAAACGACGGUCCAGCAACAAUCCAUGCUACUGAUGGAACAAAGUCAUCGAAUGGCUUUACUAUGAUGAUUAAGGCAGCGGACUCUGCUUACCAGACGAGAUCAGAUGGCAAANGGGUCAUUGCUAGUACCAUGGGAAACUGGCUAGGAGGUCCAGAUCAGGCUGCGAUAAAGGCCCAGCAAGCCAUCAAGACUCGAGCAUAUGUCACUGGAGGUACUGGAGUCCCCGAUGUAGCCUCCGUAAACAGGCGCCUUGCUGUGGACUUCUACUAG